Molecule: messenger RNA, 6754 nt
Organism: Podarcis raffonei (Aeolian wall lizard)
Lineage: Eukaryota; Metazoa; Chordata; Lepidosauria; Squamata; Lacertidae
Product: cell surface hyaluronidase-like
Exons: 22
Coding region: 834-4724 (1296 amino acids)
Source: RefSeq, a predicted model, not a curated record
AGGUAAGGUACGAGAUGAUGGACUUUCUCGAGGGCUUUUUCCCCCUUCAAAUCGCCACCAGGAGGCGCUGCCGCCGGUGGAAAUGCAGGGAGUUAGGGACGCUUGUAAGCCUGUACGCCGAGGGGAGAAGGGAGACCGAGCAGCCCGGUUCCCGUGUGUGCGCGCGUGUGUGCAUGUAUGUGCGUGUGUGUGUGUGAGAGAGCGCGUGGUCUGUGGUGUGUGAUCGGAAGGGAGAACUUGUCCUUUGCAAUCAUCAUGACAACAAUAACGAAGUUCUUGCAGAGAUUGUUGGACGAGGAGGCAGGCUGCAAAGGCGAGGUAAGGAAAGGCGCGGCUCAGGAUCGCGCGCCGGCUUGCGCGGCCACGUGCUGCUUGAUACCGCCUUCUCCCUCGGCAAGCGCGCCUGUGCGAAAUCCGGGCUCGCCUUGACUGGGAUUCUUACGUGCGGCCGACGGUUGAUUGGAGAAACAGAGAAGGGGGCGCGCGUCCCAAUCGCUGCAACAAGUUAGGAACCUCGACGGUGCGGACGCGCGUUUCCUCCGGCGGCGCCCCGGCCAGCUUGUUCUUCCAGCAGGUGCCGGGAUCCGCUUGGAGGGGUCAGGCUGGGCUGGGCGCAACAGCCCGGGGCGCUGCUCCUUCCGGAGACUGCAGGUGGCAGCGGUCUGGUCGUCGCUAUAGCGCCCGAUCCCGGAGCGGAGCCGCAGCGCGCAGGCAGGUGGGUCCUCGAUUGCUUCCUUCCACGGUCGCGCUCUCCCUCUCCGUCGAGGGCUGAGCUCUUGCACGCAGAGCUUGGGGCGGGAGCGCUUGCUCCCUGGGAAGCGUGCCUAGGAUGGAUGGAAGCCUGGGGGUCUUUUUCUCUCUUCCUUUCUGCAGGGAGCUCCUGCCUGCCGCCCGCCGCGCACCUCGCCCCGUGGCGUCCGGGACAUAACAGCAGCCACGCUGCCGUCGUGGGCCGAGGGGCGGCUCUGCGCUUGGAGAGCUCGGCCACUUUCCACUCGCUGCUCAUCCAGGAAGGAGGGAUCUUAGUAUUUGCAGAUGAUCCGGAGGAAGCCAUCACACUACGAGCUCGCAGCAUCCUUCUUGAGGAUGGCGGGGCACUGUAUGUGGGCUCUGAAUGCCGCCCAUACCAUUCCAAGGCCACCAUUUCUCUCUACGGGAAAGCCACCGACGAAGCCGACGUGGAUGGCUAUGGCAGAAAAUUCAUGGGAGUGGGCAGAGGUGGCAUCCUGGAGUUGCACGGAAGGAAGCCUCGAUCCUGGACGCUUUUGGCCAAAACCUUGUACCCGGGUGGACUUCGGUACGGCCGGUACACUUCUGAGAAGCGUUGGAGUAGUCGUGGCCUCAAUGUCCGGAUAGUGGAUGCGGGCACAGCCCAGGUAGUGGCCGCUGAACGCUUUGACACCCACCUCCUUGUUGACGAGAGCCACAGAUUGAGGGAAUUCCUUGCCCACCAAUCUCUGGGCCACAUAGUAGCCGUGGCAGUGGGGGAUUCUGCAGCCAAGAGUUUGACCUUGGAGACCCGGCUCUUCCUCAAGAACUUGCUGCACAGCAAAUACGUCCUGCACCUACAAUACAGGCAGCCCUGGGUUCUGGUUGGGAUUCUUGGCGGUGAUGCAUCUUCCAUCACAGAGGAUGCAACGCCUUCUCAACGCAACGGGACAACAAGGUUGGCAACAGCGACAAGAGAAUUUAAGACAUAUGAAGGCAUUGUCUUUACAAUCGCUGCUCACAGCGGAUGGAUCAAAGGAGUACCCCAUCAUGGAUUCAAAGUGGAAGUGUCUAACGGUGUAAUUUUGGAUUUGGUGGACGAAGUGAUUAGUUGGCUCCCCGGAGACAAGGUCGUCAUUGCCAGCACGGACUAUUCCAUGCACCAGGCUGAAGAGUUUAAUCUUCUGCCUUGUCCUGAAUGUCAGACGAACCAAGUGAAGAUUGAUGGAAGUCCCCUCUAUCUCCACAUGGGUGAGAUUGUGGAUGGAGUAGACAUGAGGGCAGAGGUUGGCCUCUUAACCCGAAAUAUACUUAUCCAAGGAGAAAUGGAGGACUCUUGUUACGGACCAAACCACUGCCAGUUUUUCAGCUUUGAUACUUUUGGAGGACAAAUUAAAAUCCAAAAAGGUUUUACCUCUGUCCACAUGUCAGGGGUGGAGUUGAAGAACAUGGGCCAGCAGGUCCUAGGCAGCUAUCCGGUACAUUUCCAUCUGACGGGAGAUGUAGAUGAGAGAGGAGGCUACAACCCACCAUCUUACCUUGACAAUCUGGCCAUCCAUCACUGCUUCUCAAGAUGUGUCGCCAUCCAUGGAGCCAAUGGCCUUUGGGUGAAAGAUACCAUCGGCUAUGACACUCUGGGACACUGUUUUUUCCUGGAGGACGGGACAGAGCAGCGGAACACGUUUCACCACAACCUGGCUCUCCUUACCAAGGCAGGCACAAUCUUGCCGACUGACCGCAACGAGGCCAUGUGCCUCGCAAUGCGAGAUCAUGUGCAUGGAGGAUAUGUUCCUGUCCCAAGCACUGAUUGCAUGGCUGUCAGCUCCUUCUGGAUUGCUAACCCAAAUAAUAAUCUCAUAGAGAAUGCGGCUGCAGGUGCUCAGGACGUUGGAAUAUGGUAUAUCUUCCACCGGGUUCCUACUGGACAGUCUGAAGGACAGUAUCCAGCCGGGCAGUCUGAACUGACUCCUCUGGGGACGUUUCACAACAACCGAGUCCACUCCAACUUCAAGGCUGGCUUGUUUAUUGGGAAAGGAGUCAAGACGACGAAAGCCAGUGCUGAAAAUCCUCGAGAAUAUCUGACAGUGGAUAACGCCAGAUUCCGUCCGCAUCAAGAUGCCGACCCUGCGAAGCCAAGGGUUCCCGCUGUCAUUGAUGGCCUUGUUGCUUUCAAAAAUAACGACCAUGGCGCCUGGGCUCGGGGAGGAGACAUUGUCUUCCGCAACUGUGGCUUUGCAGACAAUGGGAUCGGACUCACUUUAGCCAGCGAUGGAACUUUCCCCAUCGACGAAGGCUGCAGCCUAGAAGUGACUCGUUCCAUCUUUGUUGGCGAGAGCAACAAUGUUGGCUCCCAGGGAGGACAAAACAGCUACUGGGGGAAAGGAGCUGGCGGAGAAUAUAGGACACUGCCCCGAAACAAGACGUUUCCGAUCCGUGGCUUCCAGAUAUACGACGGUCCUGUCCGGCUGACGAAAUGCACUUUUAGAAAGUUUACCCCUACUGUGGACAGGCACUCGAGCGCCAUUGGCUUUUUCAUGAAGAACGCCUGGCAGAUAAGUCCUCAGAACAAUGCCUCGCUGGUCAGGAUGGAGAGAAGCGUUGGGCUCAGAGUGUUCUUGGGCAGGCCAGGCCAGUGGUUUGGAGACAAUAAUAAUGAUGGUGAUAAGGUCUCGAUUUUCCAUGAUUUGGAUGGUUCAGUGACAGGCUACCCAGGCACCUUUGUGGGCAGGUCAGACAACUAUCUGAUUCGUCACCCGGGCUGCCUUAUCGUCCCAAGGUGGAACGGAAUGAUUUGCGCUGGAAAAUAUGCACAGCUCUAUAUUCAAGCCAGGCGUCCUGAGAAUCUGACCUUAUCAAUUGCCAGAGCCGUAUACCAUUUCCAUCCUCUGAGGCUACACGGUGUGAACAGAGGGGUGCCGUACCAACAGUACCAGCCUGUGGUGAUGCUGGAGCAAAGCUAUAUUAUCCAAUGGGAUGGCAGAGCACCAGAAGAUGUCAUCCUUUACCCGGUCAACUUCAAUAGGGGAGACUGGCUCCAUGUUGCUUUGUGUUACCCAAAGGGAACAGCGUUCACUGUUGUGGGGGACAUUUACCAGCGGCAGACGGGGAGAGCGCACAGCGUCAUGUGCUACCAGGCGGCCUCAUCCCACCAUAGUGUGUUGAAUGGGACUGAUGAACGGCUCUUUUAUUUCGACAGCACAUCAGGGUAUCUCUUUGUCCAACUUCAAGCACAUGAAACUCGGAAGGGCCACAGCUACUGCUCUCAACGCGGCUGUGAACGCCUUAAGAUAACAGCCUCGAUGCCUGCAGGACGUCCCUGGAGUUGUGCUCCUAAUCCCUUUUGGGAAAAAGACAUCGGAAGGAAAGCUUCACAGCCCGCAAGAAUUCAGCACCAGACUAUGCCUUGCAGUCAAUGCGGGGCUCCUUGGGUUGCUGUUACUAGUACACCUUCAGUUAGAUACCUUCGGAUCCAAAUCCAGUCUGUCAGAAGAGCAGACCUGGAGAACUACUCAAAGGCGGCUUUUAUUAAGGUCAACGACGACCUUUUCUUGUUCCAUGGCCAGGGGAUACUUUUCCUGGUUCUAGACGCAUGCUCGGGCGCAGUUGUGAGCCGGCAGCAUGUUGAUGCAGCCGCUGCUUCAAAGGCUGCCAGCACCGUAACCAAUUAUGUUGAAACGACUAUAAACGAGAGAUCUAUUGUUCUUGUGUGUACUAGAGACCCUGCCAAAGUCAUGGGAACCUCUUUAAUGCCUGUGUUCACCACGUUAGGUUCUGCAAAGCCGAUUGCGUUCCACAAAAAAGGUAGUUUUGCGAUGCUUGGAUAUAAAGGCAACCCCACACCCUACUGGAUUAAAAUCCACAACCACGCUGCUAAUCAGAAAUCCGCUUCUCUCCAAUAUUACGUGCCCCUGAUGUUGAGAGAGUACAGAUGCUCAGUUGAUGCAACAAAACUUCAAGACUUUGUGAAAACCGAGGAGGGCAAAACUCCACAAAGGCUAGAAAACAAACACAACUGAACCAUGCUGUGUUCAUUGGCUUGCCUGUAAGGAGGGGGGCGUAACUUAGUCUUCUUGUUUUUACAAGAUUGUAAAAAAAACAACAACUUUAUUUUGCAGCUAAUAAAUAUAUUCUGAUAUGACAAAGUGGGAGGGGAAGUGUAGUUUGUGUUUGUUUGUUUUUCAGAGCCUGUACUCUUUUCGUUUCUAUUUAGAAUUAGUGCUGUGGUUUAAGUCUGGCUGGAAGCCAGGCCUCUAUCCUGGAAGCUCUGUUCUUUAAUCCUAGAAAUGUGGAGGUGAGGUGCAAUUAAUCAGUGAAAGACAAAAAUGCAUUCUGCAUUUGCACAGAGGCACUCUUUGUUGUCACUUCAGUGUAUUCCAGGACUGAAUGCUGGCAUUGGCAAUCUCAUUGUGGGGAUGGGUAAUGCUAGCCCAACAUAUAUUUUUUUAAUGUAGCACCUCUCCCUUUCUUUUAGACGAUGUGUGUUUUCUAAACAGCAAAAUCAGGAAAAUGGCAGCCCAUCUUGUAUCUGCUCUUUCAAUUGCUUUAGUGGAAAUCCAGACUAGGGAUGUCAGAUAAUUCUGUCAAAGACUGAAAUGGGAACAGACAUUGCCACAAUUUGCAUGUUCACCCAAGGUCAGGAAUGGAAAUUAUGCAAGCAGAUAUGAGUGGAAUUCACUAUUGUUCUUUAAUCCAUGAAUUUAGGUAAGUAACUGUGUUUGGUGGUAUUCAACUACGUUUUACUUACAGUAGACCUAUUAUGCUCAUUCAUGUCAGUGGGUCUACUCAGAAUAAAACUUAAUUGAAUACCACUUGUUAGUUUUUGUAUUGCCUUGGCAUUUCCCUUCCAUGGAAAUGUAUUGAAAAUUAUGUCACCUUCAGCCAGAGCAGAUAGCGAGACAUAUAAUGUGGGUUUCAGCAGAGGCUGAACUGUAGUUGAACAGAAACAGCGCUGGUUGAGAUGAACACAGGACAGCACAGAAAUCGCUUCCUCCUUGCAUCCAUAAUGCAGACAGUUUACAUAUUCUGGGUCUAAGACUAAGUUCCAAUUAAGACAUGUCUAGAUGGAAUUGCUUGCAGCAGUUCCCUUAGGAACUGACCCUAUAGGAUUUCCUACAAAACAAAAUUACUGCUUCUGGGAUCCAGGCACAAAACAGUUCAUCAGGGAAUGGAUCUGAAGCUUAAGAGCAUACAGUAUAUGACAAGAACACCUUCUAAGGUGGGGAAUGUCACUGUGAUAAUUACAUUCAUUGUGCUAUUGGGCUGUGUGGUGUAGUGGUUAGGGUGGUGCUCUAGGACAUAGGAGAUCAGGGUUCAAAUUAUGGAACUCCUUUGAUGACCUUGGGCCAGUCACUAACCUACUUCACGGGGCUGUUGUGAGGAUAAAAUGAGGAGGGGGAGAACUAUGUGUGCCUCACGUUCAACUUCUUGGAGGGAUAUAAAUGUGAUAAUAAAUAAUUGUUGGUCUCAAGAAACCUCCGUUGGGUGUGGAGUUCCACUUGUAAAGCGAAAUGGAAGGCGACAAACCCACUUACUUACUUGUCUAAUCUCAGAGUAAAAGUUUCCUUUUUCCAUUUAUCUUGGCGUGUGCCGUGCAGUGAACGAUUAUAUAAUUUUAUCCAUCUGCUUUGUGAAUUCUGCACUGGAUUUGUAAGCAUUUCAGUCUGGAAUAAAUUGCCCUUCGCUGGGCUCAGGCUCCUGGUUCUUUACUGUGCCAUCCUAUUUAUAUAGGAACACGAUUCUUUCCCUCCCCAUUUUGACUUCAGAACAACCCUGUGAGGUAGUUUAGGCAGAGAGAGAAGGGUGGCUUGUUCAAGGUCACCCAGGCCCCAUCUGCACUCUGCCCUUUAAAGCCGUAUCAUAUCAGUUUAAACAGCCAGGACUUCCCCUAGAAGAAUCGUGGCACUGGGACUUUGUUAAGGAUGCUGAGAGAUGUUAGGAGACCUUCUAUUCCACUCACAGAGCUACAGUUUUCCAGAGUAGCUUAACCGUUAAUCCUUCUUCCCAGGGAACUCUGGGAAUUGUAGCUCUGUGGAGAGAAUAAAGGCCU